Messenger RNA from Hemiscyllium ocellatum (epaulette shark), 2164 nucleotides. It is a transcript of the gene vegfc, whose product is annotated as vascular endothelial growth factor c. Gene Ontology annotation, biological process: positive regulation of angiogenesis; positive regulation of mast cell chemotaxis; vascular endothelial growth factor signaling pathway. The record is from RefSeq and is a predicted model, not a curated record. The transcript is spliced from 7 exons. Gene Ontology annotation, cellular component: membrane. Gene Ontology annotation, molecular function: vascular endothelial growth factor receptor 3 binding; growth factor activity; chemoattractant activity. NCBI's taxonomy places the organism in Eukaryota, Metazoa, Chordata, Chondrichthyes, Orectolobiformes, Hemiscylliidae. The coding region runs from base 472 to 1710 and encodes 412 amino acids.
AUCAGAUCCAACUUCGUCUGUGUGGGGAAGAGAGCUGCUGUGGAAGGUUUGAGGGGAACUCCGAGCUGUCGGCGUCUUAAACAUGCCCAGCCUCCCUCCUUGGCUGUCUCUCAUCCACCAGCCAGAAGGAUUCUUUCACCGGAUCGUCAGAGUGAAAGCUCCGCUUAUUCAGGCAACACGUGGAUAAACUUUAUUUCCCCACCGCCUUUACAAAGAAGUGUCACUUAUUCCGCUGAAGUUAACGACCCAGAAAGCGCCACCGUCCAAGAGAAUAUCACGUUUCGUGUCAUUUUAAAUCCUUCAGUCCCUCUUUUUUGUUGUUUAUUUCCCCCUCCCUCCCUUUCUCCCGCCCUCUCCUUUCCCCUUCCACCUUGAUCCCUAAAGGAAAAGGCAAGAGAUCCCAGGAUUAUUUUUUUUAAAUAUAAUUAUUGCACCGGCCGAAGUCGCCUUCUGUUGUAUCCCGGCUCAAAGAUGCUGCUGGUUUCUGAGCUCGCUCUCUUUCUGAUUUACACGGCGUUGUUGCAAAGGGACUCCGCUUACGAAUCCAGCCAAGACUAUUACGAUGACUAUCAGGAGCUGGGAGAACCGAAGGGUCAUAUGAGCAGUGAACUGGAACAUCAGUUGCGGUCUGUAUCCAGUGUGGAUGAACUCAUGACGAUAUUUUACCCAGAGCACUGGAAAAUGUUAAAAUGCCAGCUGAUGAAAGGCCGACCAUACUACAGAGAAACUGGCUUUGGAACAGUCACGGAGGAACCAGUAACAUUUGCAGCAACAUAUUAUAACCCUGAAAUUCUAAAAAGUAUUGAUACUGAGUGGAAAAGGACUCAGUGCAUGCCCAGGGAGGUGUCCUUGGACGUGGGGAAAGAAUUUGGGUCAGCCACAAACAUCAUCUUUAAACCGUCCUGCGUGUCUGUCUACAGAUGUGGUGGUUGCUGCAACAGCGAGGGAGUAACAUGUAUGAACACCAGCACUUCUUAUGUCAGCAAGACACUAUUUGAGAUUACAGUGCCAAUUUCCCAGGGACCAAAACCCAUAACAAUCAGUGUUGCAAAUCACACGGGCUGCAGAUGUAUGUCAAAGUUGGAUUUCUUCAGACAGGUUCACUCCAUCAUCAGACGUUCCAUAUCUACAUCCCAGUCAGACUGUCUGAUGCCAAACAAAACCUGUCCCAGGAAUCACAUCUGGAAUAGUUUUUUAUGCAGAUGCGUGAGGCAGCAUGAUUUCAGCAGCUUUCUGCCCCCCAAAAGUGACUCAGGUGGUGAUACCAGCUACUACAGUGUCUGUGGGCCGAAUAAAGAACUGGAUGAGGAGACCUGUCAGUGCGUCUGUAAAGGAGGUCGACACCAUUCUAGCUGUGGACGUCACAAAGUGCUGGAUAAGGACUCGUGUCAGUGUGUGUGCAAAAAUGGACUAUAUCCCGCCCUCUGUGGCCCCCACAAGCAGUUUGACGUGGAUUCUUGCGAGUGUGUUUGCAAAAAAACUUGUCCAAAAAAUCAGCCUUUAAACCCAGUAAAAUGUGUCUGCGAAUGUACAGAGACUCCAAAUAAAUGCUUUCUGAAAGGGUCAAGGUUUCACCCUCACACCUGCAGUUGCUACAGGCUACCUUGUGCAGGCCGAACAAGACGCUGCAGCCAUGGUUAUUACUUCAGCAAGGAGGUAUGUCGUUGUGUCCCCACAUACUGGAGAAGACCGCACACUGACUAUUAUUGACGGUGACUGUCAUGUGGCGACAGAAGUGCCAUUGUCAAACUUUCACACAGACACUAGCACCAAGAGGAAGAACAUUGUAUAAAAUUUAAAAAGAUGCAUACUAUCUACAUCUUGGAUUCAGCAGUGCACCAGAGAGCUGGGAGGGCCCGAAUUGAUCCCGACACUGCAUGUUUCUAAACAAAAGUGCAGGCAUGCAAUGUAGAAACUUACCUGGAGGCUAUAAGUCAUGGAGAGAACUUGCCCGGGCUUCACGUGACACGCCGUUGUCCAACUGUCUAGAUUUUUUCAAGCUAAUUUUUGUUUUUAAGAUAAUGAAUCUAUAUCUAAUUUAUUGCCACCAAAAUGUUGUGCAACAUUCCUGUUCAUAACAGUUAACAACUGUAAGAGCUCACUGUGAUCAGUAUUUUUAUAUCAUGUAAAAUAUCUUUAAAAUAAAUGGCGAAAGUGUAUUGUA